Molecule: messenger RNA, 321 nt
Organism: Alternaria novae-zelandiae
Lineage: Eukaryota; Fungi; Ascomycota; Dothideomycetes; Pleosporales; Pleosporaceae
Exons: 2
Coding region: 1-321 (106 amino acids)
Source: RefSeq, a predicted model, not a curated record
AUGAAAUUCAUCUUCGCCACCCUCAUUGCCGUUUCGAGCCUGUUGGCUUGCACCAGCAACGCCACGGCCAUUCCAGCAGACCAAGCCAGUGUUCAGACAUCCGCCGAUGGCAUGACUAUCGUGGAGUUAGAGGUGACCGAUGACCGGUUCCCCGGUAUCACCUUCAAGGGCACAGCGAAAUCCAUCCACGAGCAGAUCCAGGCGAUCAAUCCUGGGGCUUCCUCCGACGUGAACGUAGAGAACGUCGUCGAAAAGCUCGGUAUUGAGAAGCCAUCAACUGUAAGCCUCUUUUACCCUUCUCUCGCUAACAACGCAUUCUGA